Ruditapes philippinarum (Manila clam) is the source of this 1643-nucleotide messenger RNA. Its product is annotated as alpha-tocopherol transfer protein-like. The coding region runs from base 163 to 1083 and encodes 306 amino acids. The record is from RefSeq and is a predicted model, not a curated record. Gene Ontology annotation, molecular function: phosphatidylinositol bisphosphate binding. The transcript is spliced from 8 exons. Lineage: Eukaryota; Metazoa; Mollusca; Bivalvia; Venerida; Veneridae. Gene Ontology annotation, cellular component: membrane.
GUUUAAACAUGUUUAUAUAAAUCCAGGUAGAUACAAAAGUAUGUCAAAUCAAUGUCGCUCACGCGCAAUGCAUGAACAAGUUUCUCUUCCUGUUUUGGAAAGUACAUAUACAUAAUAGAUAGGUGAUAUUGAGUCAGGACUUAAAAUACUAUACCUCUGAAAAUGGUUGACAAAGCAAAGAAUGCUCCCUACGUGUGUACUUUAAGUGAAGAUCUUAUAAAAGCAGCUAGAGAAGAGUUGAACGAAAUUCCAGAAAGACGAGCUGAAGAUAUAGACACGCUGAGGAAAAAGAUACAAAAACUUCCAAGUCUUAACAUUUGCACGGAUGAUGCGUAUUUGCUUAAAUUUCUGCGAGCAACGGCAUUUGACCAGGACACAGCCUAUACUUUGAUACUGAAGUACUUUGAAAUGAAAGCUGACGCGAAAAACAAGCAAAUGUUUACCGAUUUAAGGUCGGCAGCAGUGAAACAUGUCGUAGAAUCUGGUAUAAUCGGAGUACUUCCGCACAGAGACAAAUACGGGAGAAAAGUGGUCGUCAUCAGACCAGGUACAUGGGACACAAGUACAAUUACUUUGGCAGACAUCUUUAAAACAUCCUUCAUGUUGCUGAUAAAAAUUGCCGAGGAUGAGCAGACACAGAUAAAAGGUUGUGUAGUCUUGUACGAUAUGAACGGCAUGGGGUUUGGACAUCUGACCCAUGUUUCACCAUUCUACGCCAAGCGAAGUGCUAUGCUAUUUCAGGACUGUUUACCAAUAAGGUUCAAGUUUAUUCAUGUUGUAAAUGAACCAGCUGUGUUUGACUAUCUAUUUGCAAUGGGGCGACCUUUCAUGAGUCAAGAAAGUGUGGAAAAGGUGUUAAUACAUGGUCAUAAAUUUGAAGAAUUGGAAGAGUAUUUUGAUUUAGAGUAUUUGCCGAUCGAAUAUGGCGGGAAAGCUCCGCCGUUCUCCUUACAGGCAACGAAAGAUGCCAUAUUAUACUGCGAUCCGGACUUUGAUGCUGAAGCAAAGAAUGGAAUGGUGACGACUAAGGGCGAAAGUUCUGUUCACGGAUUGGCCGGAUCGUACCGGAAAUUGGAAAUUUAGACUAAUUAGGUGUUUUAUGCUCAUGACAUCACAGUACUUGUUAAAGUUUUAAAACUUGCAGAAGAAACUCACCAAUAAUUGGAACAGUUAUUCACAUUUGUAUAUAUAUUAUAUAAUACCAGUUAUAUGGUUGAAAUUAUGUUCAGUGAGAUAUCGUUCUAUAUAUUUGGAAUAACCAACUUACCAUAAAGUACAAAAUGCAGUCAGUGAAUCAUACUCGCACCGAUUAAAACAUUACUUGUUUAGUGUUUGUCAACUCAGCUUUAACUUUUCUAAAUAUGUCUCGCGGUUAUGCCGUGCCUAAAAUCUAAUUUCAUUUAAUAAAUGCAUAUAUAUAGUGUAAAUUUAUAAACCAUUCGCAUUGACAAAGCAACAAAAUGUGUGUGUGCGUGCAUGCUUGUGUGUGCGUGCGUGCGUGUGUUUGUUUGUUUUACCAUCUGGAUAAUUUAUCUUACAAUUAGAAUAGUUGCCACUUUAUAGAUUAAAUAUCAAAAGCACGCAUGAAAAAAAAGCAUGUUCGACUAAUUUUAUUUUGUAAAUAAAAUUAGAACACUAACAAA